Molecule: messenger RNA, 4539 nt
Organism: Punica granatum (pomegranate)
Lineage: Eukaryota; Viridiplantae; Streptophyta; Magnoliopsida; Myrtales; Lythraceae
Source: RefSeq, a predicted model, not a curated record
GCCAAAGUACGAAGCCUCCAUUGCCCCUUUUAGCGCAGGAGGAGAAGUCUCAAAACCCUCUCUCUCUCUCUCUCUCUCUCUCUCUCUCUCUCUCUCCUCUCGGCUACAGUCUAAUGGAGGACGACGAUGAGUUCGGAGAUCUCUAUACUGACGUCCUUCGCCCCUUAACUUCUUCAGCUCCGCCACCCCAAGCCUCUGCUCCUCAUCCCCAGCCUCAGCCGCCACCCUCACCUCCCCGCCGUCCGAUCGAUUUCAGCCUCGAAAUUCACGACGACGAGAUCAUCUCCGGAGCUGCCCUCACCCAAACUCCGGCUCCCGAGUCCUCCUAUUCGGCGAAGCCUAGGGUUUUGGACCCUCCCGAUGCGAAAUUCCCCAGGAGUCCCCCUAACGACCCGAAAUUGGUCAUCAACCCUAAGGCUGAAGCGCCCCCGGAGGCCACCAAAUCCGUGGAUUUGAUGGAGACGGAUGUCAAAUUCGAUAUAGAAGAGGAUGAUGGGCCUGCUAUUCCCGGAGUGUCCGACAUGCCUCUGCAAUCCAACGGUGGCGGCGGUGCCGGAGAUGAUUGGGACAGCGAUAGUGAGGACGAGCUUCAGAUAGUGCUGAACGAGAACCCCCAGCACGGGCCAGUGGGGGUGUUUGAUGAGGAGGACGAUGACGAUGAGGAUGGGGACCCGCUUGUUAUCGUGGGCGGUGGAGUCUCGAGCCAGCCAAUGGAGGACGCAGACUGGGGCGAGGAGGCAGGGCAGGUGGGUGCCGAUGGAGAAAGGAAAGAGGCAGCUGGAGCAGAGGCAGCGAAGGCUGGCGGCACUGGAGCAUCAGCUCCUCCGAAAAUUGGUUAUAGCAGUCAUGGGUAUCACCCAUUUCAUUCUCAGUUUAAGUAUGUGAGGCCCGGGGCAGCGCCAAUUCCUGCAUCGAGCACCCUCGGUUCUGCAGGCACCCCAGGUCAAGUCCGCCCACUUGUUAAUGCGGUCCCCAUGGCUGGUCGUGGUAGAGGUGAGUGGCGACCAGCAGGGAUGAAAGGCGGUCCUGGCUUGCAAAAGUAUCCCGGUUAUGGAGCUCCUCCAUGGGGUUCGGGAAGAAGUUAUGGGGGUGGAUUGGAAUUUACACUUCCAUCUCACAAGACUAUCUUUGAGGUUGACAUUGACAGUUUCGAGGAAAAACCAUGGAAAUAUCCUGGCGUUGACAACACAGACUUUUUUAACUUUGGUCUGAACGAAGAGAGUUGGAAAGAUUACUGCAAACAGCUGGAACAACACCGCCUUGAGAAUACAAUGCAGAGCCGAAUUCGGGUUUAUGAGAGUGUUCGGACUGAGCAGGAGUUCGACCCUGAUAUGCCACCGGAGUUGGCAGCAGCAACUGGCAUUCAUGAUGUUGCUGAGAAUGCUAAUGCAGCAAAGUCAGGGGCUGGACAAAUAGAGACUAAACUACCUGCUCGUGUGCGGCCACCCUUACCAACUGGGCGAGCUAUUCAAGUGGAAAACGGUUUGGGUGAAAGGCUGCCCUCUAUUGACACCCGACCACCAAGAAUUCGCGAUUCUGAUGCUAUCAUAGAGAUAAUGUGCCAAGAUGAUGAUAAUUCCUCCAGUGGACAUGGUGUUCCAGACCAACAUGAUAUUGAACAACCGAGCGAGGCCAGAGAUCAUAUGGCCAAAAGAGAGAUUGCACAUGCGGACAAUGAGAAUUCUGAUAGUAACGUGGAGCCUGAAGACAGCCAAAAGAGAGAACCUCUUGGAAGGAGAACUCCUGCUGUGAAUUCUGCUCAUGAUGAUGCUGCUGAAGGAGAUGAACCUUUGCCGCCUCGUUCAAUAGUACCAGUUCCACAUCCGUCAGCUUCUAAGGGGCAGACUCCUUUCCCUGUUGGGACUAAUGGCAUUCCUCAAGAGGAGAGGACACAUAUUGGAGCACGUGGCAGAUCUCCAUACAUGUCUCCAGCAUAUAGCACAGAGGACAGAAAAUCUCGGGAUGAUCGGGAGGGCUCGGUUGAAAGCAUGGGAAGGAAAAGUCCUGCUCAUGAGUCGAGUUUGGGUCGUAGAGAGGUAACCCCUGUGCCUGGUGAUAGGAUAUCUGAGCAGGAAAAGGAGGAUGCGGCAAUAGAUGAGGGUACCCCAACUGACAACCUAGAAGAUGGUGGUUUACCUCGUUCUAGAAUCAAACGGAAAAUUAGUCCUCAAGCAGAAGAACCUGGGCAUGAACUCAAUGAUGGAGAGGACUCUAGGGCAGGAAGAAGCAGCGAGAACAGCAAAGCAAGAUCAGGGAGCAGCAGAGAGAGUCAGAAGUGGCAUGAUGGAGUUGAGGAGGAAGUUGUUCAAGCAGGUCGGCCUUCACGACCAGGGAGUACUAAGAGGCACCUUAAUAGGGUUGAACAAGAUUACCGAAGAAAAAGUCAUGAGACAACACAAGAAAUGGAGAGGAGCCGUAUGGUGGCAAAAGGACAGGAGGGUUCUUAUAGAGACUGGGAUCGAGAUCAGAGCAUUGUCCACAAUAUGCCUAUUAAACAUGAGGGCUCUGAUCGUCGUAAGGAUAGGGAUCCAUAUGACAGGUCUUGGCAAUGGAGGGAUGAUGAUCCUCAGAACAGAAGGGAUAGGGCAGAAGAUACGAGGAAGAGGGACCGCGCUGAUGAAAUAGGGUCCAGGCACAGGAGCAGGGCCCGGGAGAGUGAGAGGAGUGAGAAAGAUGAGCAUCUCCAUCUCAGUUCAAGGAAACAUAUAGAGAAUGGUAUUUACGAGGCUAACUUUGACAAGGAUGUAGGCCCAAGAGUGAGGGAAAGAGAUGAUAGUUCAAGGAGUGGGAGGCAUGAGAGUGCUGGUGAGUACCACAGCAAGAGGAGGAGGGAAGAUGAUUAUUCAAGACGUGACCAUGUAAAUAAGGAAGAAAUCCUGCACACCCACAAAGAAAGCACAAACCGUCAGAAGCGAGAAAGGGAUGAUGAUCGGAAGCGAGAUGAACAACCUAGAGGAAGGGAUGAUAUUUCUCUCAGGCACAAAGAUGACGCUUCCUCAAAUAGGGAGAGAAGUGAGAAGCAGAAGAACAGAGAGGGGUCACAUAGGCCCAGGCCAGCACAGGACGAAGAUGUUAAACGGGAGAGGGAAGGGCAAGGCAGUCAAAGAAGCGGACGUGGAGCUGAGGACAAAGCAAGGGCUGCUCAUGUUAGGACCAGGGACAAUUAUAAGAUCUCAGAUAAAGAUCACCAUUCUAAGGACAAACCGAGGAAUGUUGAACAGGUUAAGGUUAGAGAACAUGCAGCAGAUGAAAUUUCAUCUCAUCACCGGGGACGUGAGGAUGGUUAUUCGCGUGGAAAUCAGAUCAAUUACGAGGAUAAGAGGUCUCGGCAGGAGAGGCCAGUCCCUCGUAAUGAUCAGAGGAUGCGUGAGAGAGGCCAUAAAGGGAUCAUGAAGAAGUCAAAAGAGUCCGAGGGUGGCGAUAACAAUUCUGCUACUGCCUCCAAGAGAAUUCAAGAUGACCAAAUGGAUCGUGUCAAUGAGACGGGUGGAGGAAACAGAGACAACCCCGAGGUCACACUGCAUCACCAGUCCUCAAGAAAGAAUAAAGAGGAUGCUUCUUCAGAUGAUGAACAGAAUGAUUCUAGAAGAGGUCGGUCGAAAUUAGAGCGAUGGACGAGCCACAAGGAGAGAGAUUUCACCAUUAGCAGCCAGUCGACUUCCUCCUUGAAAUUUAAGGAGCUGGGUAGGAACAGCAAUGGAGGAACUACAGAGUCCAGCAGUAUUCCAGUUGAUCCUUCCAAACCGGUCGAGACAUCUGCAACUACCCAGCAGGCUGCUUUCGAUGAAAGAGACAAAACAAGUGAUGCACAGACAAAGAAUAAUGCCGAUAACAAAGCGAUCGAUAAUCGGCACCUGGACACUGUUGAGAAGCUGAAGAAGCGGAGUGAACGGUUCAAGCUCCCGAUGCCAAGUGGGAAGGAGGCUGUGGCAACUAAGAAGAUUGAGAAUGAAGCUCUUUCUUCUGGAAGGACCGAGACUCCCCUGGAGUUGGAGACCAAACAUGAGCGUCCAGCUCGUAAAAGGCGAUGGGUCAGCAACUGAGCCUGAAACCUCGGGACGGAUGAGCCCCUUUAGCGUCUGUAUCAUCUAAUCUUCAGUGAUUCUUUCUCAUAAAGAAAAGGUUCCAGAAGCUUUAAAUGGCUGUUUCGUGUGCCAUACGACUUUCGGGAUUUAGCCUCGAUUGUACCUUUCUACAGGAGAGUUAUUUUGUAGCUUGUAGCAGUACCUUGGUGCCUUUUCUUAUGCUGUUUACUGUACAUACUAAAUGUAACUUCAUAGAGUUGCCUUUUUUGCCGUGAACAUGAGAGAGAAGUAGUUUAGUCUUCCCUGCUUUGGACAAUCAAAAGCUCAAUUGGAAGAAGGAACGGGCAAUGCCCGCAUCUCUGGAGAGACAUGGACUAUGAUUUUGUUCUUCUUCCAGUUGCAGAUAACUUUGGAGGUGUGUAGAAGUUCGAAAGGAAUAUAAGAGCCGUGGGGAGUCUUAUGACGAGUCUUUCAUGACCGUUCCUCGGUGCUCUCUUUCUCUCUUUUGGUUAUA